This is a messenger RNA of Mesocricetus auratus (golden hamster), 1364 nucleotides long. It is a transcript of the gene Rgcc, whose product is annotated as regulator of cell cycle. Gene Ontology annotation, molecular function: protein kinase activator activity; protein kinase binding. The record is from RefSeq and is a predicted model, not a curated record. Bases 1 to 999 code for a protein of 332 amino acids. Gene Ontology annotation, biological process: regulation of cell cycle. NCBI's taxonomy places the organism in Eukaryota, Metazoa, Chordata, Mammalia, Rodentia, Cricetidae. The transcript has 6 exons. Gene Ontology annotation, cellular component: cytoplasm.
AUGGACAAAGAAACUGUGCUCCAGGCACCAAAUGAAUUUGUGAUUGGCAUCUUUUCGGACGCAGCUCCCAGGUUGGCUGCUGCUCGAGAGAAGGCGCCGCAUUUGCAGUUCCACUUCAUAGAUGAGGAAACUGAGGCUCAAGGAGGCCCCGGGCAGACGGCUGGAAGCAGGAUAAACUCUUGGAGGACCCUGAGGCCAGCAAAGACACUUCCGCGGGUCGGGUUGUCAGGGUGGCGGGGGACGCGGCGGGUAAAUAUUUGGGGCGGUAACCUGGGCUCCGGCGACACAAGUCGUCACUGCGGUUCUCAGUCGGCGGGCGCGUGGCGAGGGCGGGGCCGGGGCAGGGGGCGGGGUGAGGUGGGGACAGGGGCGUCCCUAAGUCGUCUGGAACAGACUCCGCGGCCCCGCCCCGCCCCGCCCCCGCCGGUGGCUAUAAGACGGUGCAGCUGGCGGGUGGAGGCGCAAGCGAGGGGCGAGCACUCGGCCGGGAGCCAGGCGGGGCCACCCGAGCGGACGGCAGCGCCAGGCGGCAGCCACCAGGGCCAGCUCCUCGCAGCACCCCGGCUACGCGUGUCGGCGAGCAACCUCUCCAUGAAGCCGCCCUCAACUCAGGGCAGCCCUGCGGCGGCUGCGGGCCCGGCCAUGGACUCGGCGGCAGCCGCAGACCUGACGGACGUGCUGUGCGAGUUCGACGCGGUGCUGGCCGAUUUUGCGUCGCCCUUCCAUGCCCGCCACUUCCACUAUGAGGAGCACCUGGAACGCAUGAAGCGGCGCAGCAGCGCCAGCGUCAGUGACAGCAGCGGCUUCAGCGACUCGGAGAGUGCAGACUCACUGUACAGGGACAGCUUCAGCUUCAGUGAUGAGAAACUGAAUUCUCCAACCGACUCCACUCCAGCUCUGCUCUCCUCCACUGUCGCUCCUCGGAAAGCCAAAUUAGGUGACACAAAAGAGCUGGAAGACUUCAUUGCUGACCUUGACAGGACGUUAGCAAGUAUGUGAAGCAAGGAGUUCAGGGUCCUUAGGUCACAAGAGUGAAACUCCCGAAAGCUCCAAGCACCUGGAUCUGCUGCAGGAGGGGACAGAGCUAAGGCUCACGUGCCAUCAGGCUGUUCUUGGCUUCCCCUAACAUCUGCGGUUGGGCCUAUCUCUGGGCAACUCAGACAGUGAAACUGACUUUGUUUACCUGCCUGCAGCAUAUUUAGGAGAUGAUCUAUCUAAUGUGUUUCUACUCCUUAAACAUAGCUCUUCUAUAAUUUAAGAUGCGUUUAUGGAAAUAUUUGUAAUUACUUAUAUAUAGUUGGAGACCAUAAUAAGCUUUUCUCAUCAUAAUAUAUUUUUGUAUACAAAUAAAACUUAAACUGGAA